Messenger RNA from Mangifera indica (mango), 2343 nucleotides. RefSeq names its product L-ascorbate oxidase homolog. Lineage: Eukaryota; Viridiplantae; Streptophyta; Magnoliopsida; Sapindales; Anacardiaceae. Gene Ontology annotation, molecular function: oxidoreductase activity; copper ion binding. The coding region runs from base 1 to 1773 and encodes 590 amino acids. The transcript has 10 exons. The record is from RefSeq and is a predicted model, not a curated record.
AUGGAUGAGAUACAAGUGGUAGCCGCUGUUUGGACGCCGACCAUUCUGUGGGCGCAACAGCAGUUUACUGAAUUUGAGUAUCUAUCCGUGGAAACUUCUGGAGUUUGCCUAAUGAAACUUAGGAACCCCUUUAAGCUGCCAAAAUUAACCCUUCUCCUACUUGUUGUUUCUCUCUGGAGAGUAGUGUUGGUGGAUGCUGAUUCACCUAUUCUUUUCCUAGACUGGACUGUAUCUUAUUCUCAACGUGCUUCUCUUGGUGUUGAUAAACAGGUUAUAGUAAUCAAUAAUCAGUUCCCAGGACCGCUGUUGAAUGCAACAACAAAUGACCUUCUCAAUAUUAAUAUUCACAACAACUUAACAGAGCCAUUUCUCAUAACUUGGAACGGACUCCAACUAAGGAAGAACUCAUGGCAAGAUGGGAUGCAAGAGACAAAUUGCCCCAUACAGCCAGACCAUGACUGGACCUACAGUUUUCAAAUAAAGGAUCAGAUUGGAAGCUUUUUCUAUUUCCCUUCUCUUCUUCUCCAAAAGGCUGAUGGUGGAUAUGGUGCCAUCCGUGUAAACAAUCGUCAGCUUGUUUCUGUUCCAUUCGAUCAGCCUUACAAAGAGUAUGACAUUCUAACUGGAUAUUGGUAUAAUGCUGAUCAUCGGGACAUGAGAGCUUCACUUGAUGAUGGAAGCCCCUUGUCUAAGCCAGAUGGUAUCCUUAUUAAUGGACUUGGACCUGAACAAGCAAUUUUUUACUUUGAACCAGGAACUACAUAUAGGCCAAGGAUUUCAAAUGUGGGUUUGAAAACAUCACUCAACUUGAGAAUUGAGGAGCAUAUAUUCCUUUUGGUGGAGACUGAAGGAUCUUACACACUUCAACAAUAUUAUAGUAGCUUGGACGUUCAUGUUGGCCAGUCUUACUCUCCCAAUAUAUAUUUCCGAUAUGUCCUAGUCACUGGUAAGAACCAGAGUAACAGUGGAACCUCUUAUUGCAUGGUUGCUAGUUCCUGUUUUAUUCCUUUCCAACUUAUCGGAGUUGGUAUAAUUUGGUAUCCAGGCUCUCAGCCAUACCCCAUUACCCCUCUUCCAGUCGGGCCACUGCCAUUCGAUUAUUCAUUCUCUUUAGCUCAAGCUCGUUCAAUAAGAUGGAACUUAACAGCAGGAGCUGCAGGGCCAAAUCCCCAAGGUUCCUAUCAUUAUGGCACCAUCAAUAUCUCGCAGACACUGGUCAUUGAGAAUGGUAUUAUGAAUAAUGGAAAAUUUCGCUACACAAUUAAUGGAAAAUCGUUUGUUCAUCCAGAUACACCAUUGAAGUUGUUGGAUUUUUUCCACCUCAGUGUCGACUCUGUGCCUGUUACUUUUCCUCCUGCACUGGCAACUUCAAUAAUUGCCGUUAAUUAUCAUGACUUCCUCCAUCUGGUAUUAUUGAACCCCCUUCCGCAUUUGCAGACAUGGCAUCUUGAUGGCUAUAACUUCUUCGUUGUUGACAUGGACUGGGGGAUGUGGGAUGAGAGUAAGAUGAAACAAUAUAACAUGAUUGAUGCCAUUUCUCGCUCCACAGUUCAGGUUUAUCCGUUUUCAUGGACGGCAAUACUGGUGAAGUUGGACAGUGAAGGACUGUGGAAUUUGAGGUCACAGAAUGCUGAGAAUUGGUAUCUUGGACAAGAGCUUUACAUUAGAGUGAAAGGUGUUGGAAAGAUGAAUGGCUCAUCAGCCAUUUCUAUAGAGGAUGAAGCUCCAAUUCCUGCAAAUGUCAUCAAAUGUGGAAGGGCCACUAAUCUAUGAUCUUCUCUUGGAUUAUUUAUUUAAUGCAUAUCAUUCUCAUUGGAUUUGAGUAACUCCAAUCUUAGCCAUUCUUUUGCAUGAAUCAUUUGAGUAAAGAAGACAUUAUUUGGAUCAUUCUUCUACUUCCAUGACGAUAAUUACUUGUAUUCUUACGAUUGUGGAAAGGAACAACGUGUAUAGUGUAGAUCCUACAUCGUGAAGAAACCAAAGAAUGGUUUGAGAUGUGACUAUAAAGAGCUGGCACGAAAUGUGAGAAAAAUAUGAUCCUUUAGGCAAUUUAACGGGGAUAUGAUGAAUAGUCAUUGCUCGCUAUUACUUUGCGAGAUAGGUGUUUGCGCCUGCGCCCACGCCCACGCCCACGCCCACCACGCCACACCCACCCCCCCUCGUUUUGACAACUUGGGCACUCCCAUCUUUACCAAUCUGAUCCCUACCUUGAAGGAAUUUUAAAUCCCAGUUUUAAUUUUUGUAGUAGUCUUCUCAACAAGACAAACUGUUUACUGGUUGAUAUUUGAUUAUCUUGCGAAGCUGUGACUUCUGAUCAAUGUUUUCAAACUGUGGGGCCUGUUA